Messenger RNA from Trichomonas vaginalis G3, 299 nucleotides. Its product is annotated as protein of unknown function, DUF4108 family. The transcript has a single exon. The record is from RefSeq and is a predicted model, not a curated record. NCBI's taxonomy places the organism in Eukaryota, Parabasalia, Trichomonadida, Trichomonadidae. The annotation marks the transcript as partial.
AUGACGAAAUAUAUUUCAGUCAACAAGUACAUGACAGAAGUCAAAGAAGAACUAGACCCAUUCAUAUAUUUGAAUGUUUACUUCUACCAUUUUGAAAAGUCUACAUUUGACAAAGUUUGGAACAUCGAACCCGUUAAGUUUGCUAUUGUGACUAAAAAUGGUGCGAAAUUUGAAGACUUAGACAUAGAAGGUUUGUUAACAGUCAAGGAAAAUUUUGACAGAAGGUUUUCAAACCUUAAAGAAGGCAAAGCAUACAAACUUGUUAUACCUUAUGAACCAAAGAAAGCAGACGACUAUGA